ACUCUCUUCUUUUGUUCUCCUUACUCCCAACACUUAUAAACCCUAAUUUCGCUCUCUCCUUCCUUGAUCAUCUCUUCACAAACUUCUUGGGCGCUCCUCAUCUUUGAUCCAGGGUUUCGAGAGAAGGAUUUAGCGUGUUCUAAUCAUCAUGAUGCGGAAUUCAACAGAGCAGUUUUCGCGAAUCGAGACUACAUGUGGAUUGUUACUUCGUCAAUUGCAGGAAAUAUGGAAUGAAAUGGGAGAGACUGAGGAUGAGAAAGAUACUGCUUUGGCUGAUAUCGAGAAGGAGUGUCUCUCGGUUUAUAAGCGAAAAGUUGAAGAGGCUAGUCGUUGUAAAGCCAAUUUGCUUAAAGAAAUCGCCCUUGGAAGAUCUGAAAUUGCAGCCAUUGGUUCUUCUAUGGGUGGACAAGAGAUUCAUUUUAACAGCAGAUUGGGAGAAAACUUGAAGGAAGAGCUUGAGAAUGUUAAUGUUCAAUUGGAUGGACUACGCAAAAAGAAAGCUGAGAGAAUGAAUCGGUUUCGUGAAGUCAUUGAUCAGUUACUGAAGUUGUCAUCUCAACUUGGAAAUCCAACAGAUUAUCUGAAGAAGUUUGCUGCAGAAGAGACUGAUCUUUCACUUCAGAAGUUGGAGGAAUUGCGUAGGCAAUUGGCUGAACUCCAGAAUGAAAAGAGUAAGAGAUUGGAAGAGGUAGAACGUUUGCUGAAAACGCUUAACUCGUUGUGCUCGGUGCUUGGUGAAGAUUUCAAGGACAUGCUAAGAGGGAUACAUUCAUCUCUGGUUGAUUCUAACACCAGAGAUGUGAACAGAAGUACUCUUGAUAAGUUGGAUAUGAUGAUUGUGAAUUUACGAGAGGUCAAGUUACAGCGAAUGCAGAAGGUUCAAGAUCUUGCGGUCUCCCUGUUGGAGCUCUGGAAUCUGCUGGACACGCCUGCGGAAGAGCAAAAGAUAUUUCACAAUGUCACCUGCAGCAUCGCUUUGUCUGAGCCUGAAAUAACUGAGGACAACAUACUAUCUGUUGCUUCCAUUAAACGCGUUGAUGAUGAAGUCACUAGGCUUAGCAAGCUUAAAAUAACUAAGAUCAAAGAGGUGAUACUAAGAAAAAAGCUUGAGCUUGAGGAAAUAUCAAGGAAGAUGCACAUGGCUACCGAAGUUCUCAAAUCAGAAAACUUUUCAGUUGAAGCUAUAGAAUCUGGUGUCAAGGAUCCUGAGCAGUUGUUAGAGCAAAUUGAUUCCGAGAUUGCAAAGGUCAAAGAGGAAGCUUCAAGCAGGAAGGAGAUUCUUGAAAAAGUGGAGAAAUGGAUGUCAGCAUGUGAAGAAGAGUCUUGGCUUGAAGAGUACAAUCGGGAUGAUAACCGGUACAACGCUGGAAGAGGAGCUCAUCUUACAUUAAAGCGUGCUGAAAAAGCCCGUGUACUUGUCAAUAAACUUCCUGGGAUGGUGGAGGCUUUGACUGCCAAAGUCACUGCCUGGGAGGCUGAAAGAGGAAAUGAAUUCUUAUAUGAUGGUGUCCGAGUUUUAUCGAUGCUUGAUCAGUACAAGACUCUAUGGGGAGAAAAAGAGCAUGAAAAACAGAGACAAAGAGAUCUGAAGAAACUCCAUGGACAACUCAUAACAGAACAAGAAGCCCUUUACGGGUCUAAACCAAGCCCAAAUAAAAGCGGAAAGAAACCACUGAGAACGCCAGUGAAUGCUGCCAUGAACAGAAAACUCUCACUUGGUGGUGCCAUGCUUAAUCAAAGCUUGAAGCCUGAGAAGGCAACAUUCAAUGGCAAAAGGAGCAGCUACUAUGACCAGAACGCCACUAGUAGGAGAGAUUCAACUCUUCCAACUCCUUCAGGGAGGAGAAACUCAGAGCUUCCAGGUCGUCUCAGAUCAAAGAACGUCUCAGUUUCAGGCAAAACUGUGACGAACAAAGGGAGAUCUCCAAUGCUUAGGAAGCCUCUUUCACCUGUCACUUCCAAUAUCUUGAAUUCCCCAGAAGAUCACAGGGAUGCUUACACAACAAAACCAUCAUCUUUAGAGGAGAGAAUCUUGACACCUAAAACCAAUGAAGAAAACGAAAGAGUUGUACCAACAACUCCGGCAGCUUCAGUCGCAAUGAUGGAGGCAACAACGCCGUUCACUCCUGCGGUGGAGAAGAGAAUGGAUGAAGCACCCGUUGCUCUUGAGUACUCGUUUGAAGAGGUUCGGGCCGGUUUUUGCUAAACCCGUUGCUGUUGAGUACCCUUAAGAAAGCUGCUUCAGAUUGUAUCCGAUUUACCGCUUUCUUCUAGUAAUUUCAAAUCAGAUACUACUUCGUUCGGGCCGGUUUUUCGCUAAACCGUGGAAAACCCGGUUUCCUCCCUUUAGGAAGCUGCUUCAAAAUGUAUCCGAUUUACUUGCCUUUUCUAGGAUUUGAUAUUUUUCCGGUACUUACAAAAAAGAAGUUUAAUAUAGUA
This is a messenger RNA of Camelina sativa (false flax), 2439 nucleotides long. The record is from RefSeq and is a predicted model, not a curated record. Lineage: Eukaryota; Viridiplantae; Streptophyta; Magnoliopsida; Brassicales; Brassicaceae.